Messenger RNA from Mugil cephalus (flathead mullet), 2706 nucleotides. RefSeq names its product natural resistance-associated macrophage protein 2-like. The coding region runs from base 246 to 2021 and encodes 591 amino acids. The transcript has 17 exons. NCBI's taxonomy places the organism in Eukaryota, Metazoa, Chordata, Actinopteri, Mugiliformes, Mugilidae. Gene Ontology annotation, cellular component: plasma membrane. The record is from RefSeq and is a predicted model, not a curated record. Gene Ontology annotation, biological process: metal ion transport. Gene Ontology annotation, molecular function: manganese ion transmembrane transporter activity; cadmium ion transmembrane transporter activity; iron ion transmembrane transporter activity.
CGGGCUGUCUUAGUGUUUCCUCCCCCUCCUCCUCCUCCUCCUUACCUGUCCGGUGACUCAACACCUCGUCGGAGGGACGAUGUCCAACCUUCCUGUCAUUCCCACUCCACACAGGCUCCACUGGAAACCAGAGGGAAGUGAGGAGACGGAAGAAAACCUUGAUUAACUUUUUUUGUUUCUUUUACCGGAAUGUGGCACAGAGGAGUGAGAGAGGUCUGAACAGCGUUUUACUCCUGCAGCACAACAUGUUCUCCCCGAGUCCAGAGAUAAACCUCCCCUCUGAGAACGUCCACACCGCGUGUCUGCCUCCCACUGUUCCCACAGAUCAGGAGCCAGGACAACCCGGAGGAGAAGGAGUCUCAGUGGAUGAUGUGAUGGAGAAGAAAGCAGUGAUCCAGACCACGUACACCCACAGAGGACGCUCCGCAUCCUCAGUCUUCCAACACAGUAACAACGAUGAACCUGUCGCUAGCAUUUACUUUGAGCAGAAGGUCCCUGUUCCUGUGGACGACAAUGAGAGGGGGAUAAGUUUCCGUAAGCUCUGGGCCUUCACUGGGCCGGGCUUCUUGAUGAGUAUAGCGUACCUGGACCCAGGGAACAUCGAGUCUGAUCUGCAGUCAGGCGCUAAAGCUGGUUUUAAGCUCCUCUGGGUGCUGCUGGGAGCCACCAUUAUCGGCUUGCUGCUGCAGCGGCUGGCGGCUCGGUUGGGAGUCGUCACCGGGAUGCACCUGGCUGAAGUCUGCCACCGCCAGUAUCGCACUGUGCCUCGUAUCCUCCUGUGGUUGAUGGUGGAGCUGGCUAUCAUUGGCUCAGACAUGCAGGAGGUCAUCGGCUGCGCCAUCGCUUUCAACCUCCUCUCCUCUGGCAGGAUCCCGUUGUGGGGUGGCGUCCUCAUCACCAUCAUCGACACAUUUGUCUUCCUUUUCUUGGACAAGUAUGGCCUGAGGAAGCUGGAAGCCUUUUUUGGUUUGCUCAUUACCGUCAUGGCCAUUACCUUUGGAUAUGAGUACGUGACGGUGGCUCCAGACCAAGGCCAGCUGCUGAAGGGGAUGUUUGUGCCGUACUGCGAGGGCUGCGGUCCCAUCCAGGUGGCUCAGGCUGUCGGCAUCGUGGGCGCCGUCAUCAUGCCGCACAACAUUUACCUCCACUCUGCUCUCGUCAAGUCUCGAGAGGUGGAUCGAUCGAACAAGAAAGAGGUGAGAGAAGCCAACAAAUAUUUCUUCAUCGAGUCGACCAUCGCGCUCUUCGUCUCGUUCCUCAUCAAUGUGUUUGUGGUGGCUGUGUUUGCCGAGGCUUUCUACGAGCGGACAAACAUAGAGGUGUUCGAGGUCUGCAAUCGAACAGGAAGCCCCUAUUCUACUCUAGAGCUAUUCCCUCUAAACAACGAAACUCUGGAGGUGGACAUCUACAAAGGGGGAGUGGUGCUGGGUUGUUUCUUCGGCUCGGCAGCGCUCUACAUUUGGGCCGUGGGGAUCCUCGCAGCUGGUCAGAGCUCCACCAUGACGGGAACGUACUCCGGCCAGUUUGUUAUGGAGGGCUUCUUGAACCUGCGCUGGUCGCGUUUCGCUCGGGUUUUGCUGACCCGCUCCAUCGCCAUCACUCCCACUCUGCUGGUGGCCAUUUUCCAGGACGUGCGGCACCUGACGGGCAUGAACGACUUCCUGAAUGUGCUGCAGAGCAUGCAGUUGCCGUUCGCCCUCAUCCCCGUCCUCACGUUCACCAGCUUGCCAUCUCUCAUGCACGAGUUUGCCAACGGACUGGUGUUUAAGAUAGGAGGAGGCCUGGUGAUCCUGAUCGUGUGCAUCAUCAACAUGUACUUCGUCGUGAUCUAUGUGACCGCGCUUAAUAGCGUGUGGCUCUACGUGCUGGCGGCGUUCCUCUCCAUAGCAUACCUGUCAUUUGUGGGAUACUUGGCGUGGUUGUGUCUCAUAGCUCUGGGGGUGUCCUGGCUGGACUGGACCAAAAGGGAAGGGAACGACAACAGCAUCCUGAUCGAGCAGCAGCCGGAGACUGACCUCUGAAUCUAUUAUGGACGUCCACCUCAAAAGAACAGCUGGGUUCUCAGGCCGGGGGCCUCCUUAACAGCAGCUGACCCCUCUGCUCUGUGCCUUCUCACAGGAAUGCGACCAGGAAAAAGAAGCACCAGAAAGCAGGCAAAGAUAAUGAAUUUAAAGCUGAUCUAGUAAACAGCGGCAUCAGCCUUAAACCGCAUGACAUUUUCCAGCUGUGCGGUCCAUACUUACUCUGUAUAUAUUUUUACACACAUCUGUCAGUGCUGUCUUAAAAUGUCCGACUCCAGGAAUGCAAACAGCGAGGCCAUUCGUGUUUAUGUCUUGCAUUGUGGCCACUGUGGGCACUGGCUCAGCUCAGGGUGUAAUGGGCCCACAUGUGUUAGAGAGCGGACCGGCUCAACUCUUGCUUUAUUAACAUGUUUAUUUGUUUUUUCUCCCACUCAGCAGCCUUAUGUGUGAUUUACAUGUGUGUUUAAAUAUAGCAGAUUGCUUAAUUUCCCACUGUCCAGUUGGAGAAUCACUCGGAGGUCUUUAAACCUUAAACCGGAGGAUAUGGAGGCGCUGCAGAAUGUGUUUGACCACAAUUCCCAACCCACUUUUGUUUAUUUGAGCAAAGUGAAAGAACUGAUCUGUAGCUGGUUGAGGUGUACUCAGUGAAAUUAUUAGAAAAUAAACAGGAUUUGUCUGAAAUGUA